This is a messenger RNA of Periconia digitata, 601 nucleotides long. Lineage: Eukaryota; Fungi; Ascomycota; Dothideomycetes; Pleosporales; Periconiaceae. The record is from the annotation of a GenBank genome assembly.
AUGAAGUCGACAAAAUCCUCUGAAUCGUUGAAACAUAAUGUAGUUUUCUUCCAUUUAAUAGGGACUGCCUCUCUCCGCAUUUGCUGGCAAACUAGUUCCCCGUCUUGUAGGAAUGAAACAUCUGAGUCGUGGGGGCAUGCAUGGAAGCCGAUAGAAUUCACCCCAUAUGGGGCAUAGCGUCUAACGGGCUCGUUAAGCACGCUUGCUUUCCAGGCAUAUUCAUCAUCUUCUUUGGCGCCCUUGCGCGAUAACUCAUAAAUCUCAGCGUCGGAGAACUUCUCCGUGCAUCGGUUAAAGGAUACUUUCCCGACACCAAGUGCAGUAUACGCACGAGUGGUACGAGGGUGCAAGAACACGUGUGAGCUGUACAUCAUUGAUACAUGUACUGUAAUCGGUCGCGGAAUUGGUGCGUAUGAUCAUCACUUACAUCUCGUUGCGGCUUCCGAGUGGUUGAUUAGUUGCAUCUGCGGUUCUCUGCUUGCUCAUAUCAAGCGUUUCGUCUGUCUUCUUGACUCGCUUGGGCGCUGGUGUCUUCGUCGCAGUAUUACUGACGCUUUUGCGUCGUUUGGCAGUAGUUCGUGCCAUGACUUCAAGAAAGACC